Rhinichthys klamathensis goyatoka is the source of this 2709-nucleotide messenger RNA. It is a transcript of the gene lhfpl3, whose product is annotated as LHFPL tetraspan subfamily member 3. The record is from RefSeq and is a predicted model, not a curated record. Gene Ontology annotation, cellular component: plasma membrane. NCBI's taxonomy places the organism in Eukaryota, Metazoa, Chordata, Actinopteri, Cypriniformes, Leuciscidae. Gene Ontology annotation, biological process: sensory perception of sound. The transcript is spliced from 6 exons. The coding region runs from base 741 to 1415 and encodes 224 amino acids.
GCGUUUUUAAUCUUAACGCUCUUGAAUUAUUUUUUUAAACGUUUAAAAUCUAGAAUCUAUAUACUCAUCAGCGUCAAAGUCAAAACACAGGGUAGACAUAAUUUUGGGGAAUUUAUCGCCAGCUUCUCUUCUCUCUAUCUGCUAUGCGGACGGGAGAGUGACAGACAGACGCAGACUCUAUUGGAAUAUUCGGGUGUGCCAGAAGAAAUCUGCGCUGUUCGCUCGAGCCCUCUCCAUCAUCUCCGCGAGCGCGUCUCAAUGAGAUCUACACGCUCGGCAUGAAUCUCAUCCCAGCGUUUAUUCACUCACGCGACAUCACUGUGGUCAGCUGUAAUGUGUUUUAUUGCUCUGAGAUGUGCGCUCAGGAUUAAAUCGGAUGGAGCAGUCAGUGGUACGCCGUUAAGCCAGUAACCGAGAGGAAAGCGAUAUUUGCGUAUUGCAACUGCCUGUGCGUGUAAAUCUGAGAAGAAUGGACACGCAAAAUAUGAUGCAGUGUCUAUUUGUCGUCAUCUGAACAUCCGUUAUUUCUCUUAAACGCAACAGCACAGCAAGAUUUAUCACGGAAAUCCGCUUCAUAUCUUGUAAUAGCCUCAUGGAAACAUCAAUUUGGACUGUGUAAGAGGGGAAUCGCACGGGAUAUACACCUGGCAACUAAUCAUCUAAACCGUCAGCCGAAUUUUCCAAUUCAUCCUGAGCCUUUGAGGACGGGGCACUACCAGCAAGAACCAGCAAGUGCAUCUAUGAUCCCUGGGACACCUGCAGCGAUGCUCCCAGCCACGGAGGCAGCCAAGAUCUACCAGACCAACUACGUCAGGAACUCUCGUGCCAUCGGAGUCCUGUGGGCCAUCUUCACCAUCCUCUUCGCCAUCGUCAACGUGGUAUGUUUCGUUCAGCCCUACUGGAUCGGGGACGGCAUGGACACGCCACAGGCCGGCUACUUCGGCCUCUUUCACUACUGCAUAGGAAGCGGAAUGUCCCGGGACCUGACUUGCCAGGGGAGCUUCACAGAGUUUGGCUCCAUCCCGUCUAGCGCCUUCAAAGCGGCGUCUUUCUUCAUUGGCAUGUCCAUGGUGCUGGUCCUCUCCUGCAUUGGCUGCUUCGCUCUCUUCUUCUUCUGCAGCACAGCCACCGUGUAUAAGAUCUGCGGAUGGAUGCAGCUGGCAGCAGGUACGUGUCUGGUGUUGGGCUGCAUGAUAUAUCCUGACGGAUGGGAUGCUGAUGAGGUGAAGAGGAUGUGCGGAGAAGGGACGGACAAAUACACCAUCGGAGCAUGCUCAGUGCGCUGGGCGUACAUCCUGGCCAUUAUGGGCAUCCUGGACGCACUUAUUCUCUCUUUCCUGGCCUUCGUUUUGGGCAACAGGCAGGAUGGACUCAUGUCUGAGGAGCUGCUGGGAGACAAGAGUGGAAAUGCAUAGAUGCCAGAUACACUCAGGUGUUUCUGUCUCGUUUAAGGAAAAUCAUUAUGUGAAAUCACAAUCCAGCUUUACCCAUCAUCCUGAGGGCAGGAAGCCUGACUGCAACGGUUUGAAACAAAACGUUAAAGCAAAGGAUGCAAACAGGGUGAAUGGAGUUUGGGAACUCACUGCUUUUCUGUCCAUAUCCCUUCUUUUCACUUCACUCCCUGGAAUUGCAAAUAAACAAAAAUCCCUACCCUAGUUUGAUUUACCUGUGCUACUAACAUGAUAGGGCAGCUAAUGCACCAUUUAGAAGCAACUUUGACUUGGAUUAAUAAAAAAAGAAAGAAAAAAAGUUAUUUAAUUUACGUUGUGUCCUCUUCUUCAGGCCUGCAUUACAAUAAUGUUAAUAUUUUGUGAUUUAAGAAUUACUAUAAAGCACUGUUCUAUUUGACUGAAUUCGCCAAGUAUACUAAUAUAGAAGAAAGCGUUCACAGGCUUGCAUUGUGGGAUUACACUCCGGCACAAAGCUGCAACAGACAUUCCUAGCCUGUUAGUAUUUCUCUGUGUCACUAUCAGCCCUGGGAAGAAAAGAAAAAAAAAGACAAAAAAGGGACACUGAAUCAUGACCACUUUACUGAGAGCCAAUUUACAUGCAACUGAUCAUUUAUCGGGUUUCAAAUGUACAGUUAUUUCACCACAACACUAUCCAACAUUGUUUAAAGGGGUAUGUAAACAGAAGGUUAGAGUUCACUGUUAAUAUAUAAUAAAAAAAUAAUGUCAAAAUUAGGGGCAGACUUCUUUGCCAUUAGUAAUUGUGCACAAGCCAAGUAUAUACAGAAGUAGGAGAGUGUUUUAGGUAUUAUGUAUUGAGUGUAUAUGUUGAAUUUCUGUAUGUCUCUAAUUCAAUAUUUACUUCUCGGCAGUGUUGGUGCUGUACAGUUAUGUGUGCCAUAAUUAUGAUGUUCUCAGCUGGUACCGUUUUGUACUCUUGGUAUAGUCAUUCUGUCCCACCAAGAUAAACGAAUGCCAAUCAAAAAGAAAAUGUCAUGAAAAAACCUGGAGGAUGUGGCUUCAAAAAGCAAACACCAACACGCCCUCCCUUCUUGGACAGCUGAAGAGUUUGGAUGAUACUGGAUGAAGUUCUGAGGGGUAAGAAAAGUGAAAGAAAAGAUGUUUUGCUUUAUUUAUUGGGUGUCUGUCUUGUCAGAUGUUGUAUGUAGAAAAUGAUGUAAAUACACCAUUACAAUGUAUUAGCUAUAAAAGUUCAUUAAAGACAAUUCACCCACAUUAAUGAAUAAAGAUUUUACCUCUA